Lachancea thermotolerans CBS 6340 is the source of this 1146-nucleotide messenger RNA. It is a transcript of the gene ECM9, whose product is annotated as Ecm9p. Gene Ontology annotation, molecular function: Rab geranylgeranyltransferase activity. Gene Ontology annotation, biological process: protein geranylgeranylation. Lineage: Eukaryota; Fungi; Ascomycota; Saccharomycetes; Saccharomycetales; Saccharomycetaceae. The transcript is spliced from 2 exons. Gene Ontology annotation, cellular component: Rab-protein geranylgeranyltransferase complex; cytoplasm. The coding region runs from base 1 to 1146 and encodes 381 amino acids. The record is from RefSeq and is a predicted model, not a curated record.
AUGAAAAACUCGAAUCUCAGCAAGAGGCUUUAUGAUUGCCUCACAGACGAUUAUAACAACAAACAAAUAAGGCUUGUUGUCUUACCGGACUAUUUUCGCGAGGGGGAUUCUGAUGGCAUUGUGUGCGUGAGCGACGGAAAUGCAAUCGAAAUCAUUUGUUUUAGAACCUUUUACCUCCAAGUCUACAGCGAGGCACGUAAAGUGCUGAAUGACCGCCAAUCUAGCCAGGCCGCCGCAAAUGAAGAAAGAUAUUACCUUGCAACUACCGUUUUACUUUUAAUCACGCCAGAAGAUCAUUCUAAUAUAAGGAGACACGAGGAGCUACUUUUAAAUCGUUUGAAAGACAAAAACUGCAGCGGUCUUUGGAGACGUGACGAAAUUGCCGGGGCUUUUGUUCGACGUGAAUUACAAUUUGUGACAUCAUGCUUAACAUCGUCCCUUGCUCGCGUCAAUAAGUCGCCGUCCCUGUGGCUACUAUACCGGAAGCUGUAUAUUAUAACAAAUUCCCUUUUUCCUACAAUAGAGGCAAAUUACGAAAUGUGUUUUUCCAAGUCGGCAGAGGCUCACUCUUCCAACUACUACUCAUGGCAUACACUUCGAUGGAUGUUUGAUGUUGGUUCAAAACAGCUAAAAGCACGUUUGGCAGAAGCGACCGAAACAUUCUGCUUUAAACAUCCAAAAGAUAGUUCAGCUUGGUGGUCACUCGCCCAUGUGCUUGUUUCUUCUUUCGAUACGCAGAAAAAUUCAAUUGCACAACAAAACAUGCUAACCGCCAAUUACUCGUUGCCCCCUCUCUCGGAACUAAUAUUCGGUUGCGCUUCCUCAACUGAAAUCGAAAGCAAGGUUAAAAAAAUCGUAGAAUAUAUUGAUUAUGCCGAAGUUAGUGAGUAUCCACCUUUUCAAUGCCUAGAGAAGCUCUUUCAGAACCUGAACCAAACUGGCCAGAAGGCUUACGUCGAAAAGUGGCUUUCUCAAGUUGAGGUAUUCGAACGAGAGAACUUCGAGAUUGGCGAAUCAUCGGCUUUGCUUAGCGAUAGACAACUACGAGAAAACGUACUAAUCCAGAGAGAUUUCAAAACACUUGUUAUGAAAAAGAGGUUCGUCCAGCGUUUGUUGCCGCAUAACACGCCGAAGAGCACUCCUUGA